Messenger RNA from Acanthopagrus latus (yellowfin seabream), 1246 nucleotides. RefSeq lists its product as uncharacterized. The transcript is spliced from 11 exons. Lineage: Eukaryota; Metazoa; Chordata; Actinopteri; Spariformes; Sparidae. The coding region runs from base 249 to 1079 and encodes 276 amino acids. The record is from RefSeq and is a predicted model, not a curated record.
UACAAACCUGAGGGUUAAAUGGGGGCAUCCAACCAGUCUAAUCAGGAGGUACAGGGUUCAAUACAGUCAUCACUGGGGGCUACACCAAGGCAGUAUCUCCUGUUGGAAAAAAAAAGACAGAAAAAUCUAUAAUUAACUGGAGCUAUUAAAGGUGGAAAAUCAGGAUAUAAAGCAGCAGUAUACACAUGAAAGCAUCACAGCACUUUUGCUGAUGAACAGUGGACACGGCCGGGGACCAAAAGUCAGCGAUGAAGCUCCUUGCGUGUUGUCUGCCUCUUUUGUUCGCAACUGUGGUGGUAACCACCCCAAUCAGAGCCCGAAGAGAACAUGUGUUAAGCUUCCUAAGUGAUGCACUGAGUGCAACAACUGCAAAGAACAUACCUGCGCCUGUAACAGCAUACGAAAAGCCUCCGAGUAAACCUGUGAAGGAGCCAGAGUCUGAAGAUGUGUCAGACGUGAAAUCUACAGAGAGCUUUGACACCAACAGAUUCAAAGACCCUGACAGCCACGAGAUCAGGAUUCCUCAAGCUGUGGAGAAAGUAAAGAUCCCAUCACAGAGGAAAACAGUAGAACACAACGGAAAUGUGGGACCGAUGAACAUGAGCAGCAGGUUGGUUCAGGAACAGGGGAGCAGAGAGCAUGACGGUCCACCCGGGGAACUCCAAGCGAGCAGAGAGCCGGCCGAUCUGAACGGCAAGGAGGGAGUGACGGUGGAUGCUCAACUCGUCCGUUUAAGCAGAGAUCAAGUGACUGACAAUGCCAGUCUGAGCUCCAAUCUCAAGAGAAAGGCAACACCAGGAAGAGCUGAUGGACUAAAGGGUGUGCUGGCUCCAGGCCGAAACAAAGAACUGGCGGAUCAGGACAGCGUGGAGGAUGACAACCACAGAGCAUGGGCUGAAAAACUGAUGUUUAUAUUCCCAAAGAAACCAGAGAAUUUGUCAGCUCUGAAACAAAUCCAGUCGCACCUGCAGAGCACAGGCCCAGCAGCUCGUCUGCUCCAAGCAAGAACAGAGCCUCCUGACGAUCGUACAGAGAUUCUAUUCCUUCCUCAUAAUGAGUCAGAGGCCGCCAUCUGUUGAGUCAUAUGAUGCACACAGGCUGCGUCCAAAUACAGUCGCUCCUGGGACUUUUUCAUCCAAAAUUAGACGUUUAUAUGGAUUUUUUUUUCUCUGUUUUUUUUUUUUUGUUUUUGUUAUGUGACCGUAUGAAAACAUUUAAGAAAUAAAGAGGUUUCAACAAUAUUGGA